UGAAAAAUCAAGGUUUCCAAGUGAAGAACUACUACAAGACAUUGAGAGGGGGAGGGAAUCUCUUCAUUGGAAGAGCAUUUGGAAAAGUACACCCUUCUCGUGGUUUGUGUUAUGAGGAAAGAGUUUGACUAUGGAGUACCUAAUAAAGAAGGGGUAAUUAUCAUGAAUAGGUGUUUUAUGUGUAAAAUCAAGGCUCAGGAAUUGUGGUCUUCACUUUUUUGCUUGGUUGGUGUUUCUUGGGUACUGCUUUAUUCCAAGUUGGAUUUUGGGAGGGACAUCUUGGCAAGAGAAGCCAUGGGGGGAUUUCAAAAGUUGUUAAUAUUUUGCCUUUGGAGAGAAAGAAAUGCUCAUUGCUGUUAGGGGAAAGGGCUGCACACGAUGAAGUUGAUGUUCUUAUUUUUCAAGACAUUAGAUGAAUGGGCUAUUCUCAUACAUUUCGACUGUGGACUUUCUAGAGUUCCUGGACACCAUGAGUUCAUUAAUCUUUAUGUACUUUAUUUUUUAUUUUUGCUUGGGCUUUUCCUUUGUAUACUUUCCAUGUGCUAGCUGUGGAUAUCCUUGUUCACUGUGAGGAGCAGAUAUUGACCUGCAGCAUGCCAGAUACAGAGGAUGGUGAGGGUUAUGUUAAUCAAGAUGAGGAAGCUGUAGCGAUGAUUGAAGAAUCACCUUCAGGUGUUGGAAAUCAUUUGAAUAAACAUGGUGAUGAAGCUGCACCUGGCAAUGACGGAUUGUGGAGCAUGGACUGCUCAGCAGUUCUUAGAGUCAAAACCAUACACAUAAGUUCUCCAAUUUUAGCAGCGAAGAGUCCCUUUUUCUAUAAGUUGUUUUCAAAUGGAAUGAGAGAGUCAGAGCAGCGACAAGUAACUUUAAGGAUCCAUGCAUCUGAGGAAGCAGCCCUCAUGGAUCUUCUUAAUUUUAUGUACAGUAAUACUUUGUCAGCAACAACGUCGCCAGCUUUGUUGGAUGUGCUGAUGGCUGCUGACAAAUUUGAGGUUGCAUCAUGCAUGAGAUAUUGUAGCAGGUUAUUACGAAGCAUGCCAAUGUCUUGUGAGUCUGCAUUGCUCUAUUUAGAUCUUCCUUCUAGUGUGUUAAUGGCUGAUGCAGUCCAGCCAUUGACUGAUGCGGCAAAACAGUUUCUUGCUGGACGCUACAAAGACAUAACUAAGUUUCAGGAUGAGGUGCUGAACCUGCCCCUGGCUGGUGUUGAGGCAGUAUUAUCAAGUGAUGAUCUCCAGGUGCCUUCAGAAGAUGCUGUUUAUGACUUUGUGCUGAAAUGGGCUCGGACCCAUUAUCCAAAACUUGAGGACCGAAGAGAGGUCCUUGGCUUACGCCUUGGUCGCCUCAUCCGAUUUCCAUACAUGACCUGUCGAAAAUUAAGGAAGGUUUUAACUUGCAAUGACUUUGAUCCUGAGCUGACAUCAAAGGUUGUGCUUGAGGCUCUCUUUUUCAAGGCUGAGCCUCCGUAUCGGCAGCGCUCCCUCGCUGCAGAUGAGGCCAGUACCAGAUAUCAUCGCUUUGUUGAGCGAGCAUACAAGUAUCGCCCAGUCAAGGUGGUUGAAUUUGAACUACCCCGUCAGCAAUGUGUUGUGUACCUGGACCUGAAGCGGGAGGAGUGUUCACUUCUGUUUCCAACUGGUCGGGUUUACUCGCAGGCUUUUCACCUAGGUGGGCAGGGUUUUUUCUUGUCAGCGCACUGCAACAUGGACCAACAAAGCUCAUUCCAUUGCUUUGGGCUAUUUUUAGGGAUGCAAGAAAAGGGAUCAGUCACUUUUGCUGUUGACUAUGAGUUUGCAGCAAGGUCAAAGCCAACUGAGGAGUAUGUGAGCAAGUAUAAAGGUAAUUAUACUUUCACAGGAGGGAAGGCUGUCGGGUAUAGAAAUCUUUUUAGUAUACCCUGGACGGCAUUCAUGGCCGAUGACAGCCUCUAUUUCAUCGAUGGUGUUGUCCAUCUUAGGGCUGAGCUCACCAUCAGGCAAUGAGCUCUUUUUGGGUCUUGUUUUGUGGAGCUUUUGUAUGUUUUCAAUCCUCUGGCAACUCUUUCUCUAGUUUAACAUAUGCCCCUCGGAGCCUUGUUACAUUUUUUUUUUCUUAAGAGGCUGUGUAAUAGUUGUAUUAUUGAUGCUGCCACAGUUGCUUUUUGGAGGUAGAAGGAUAAAAGUGGGGAUUUGUAGUAUGAUGGGUGAAAAAUGUAUAAUCUUGAAUGUAAUGUUUCCCGCCCCUUUAAAAGGAAGGUGCUGUUAAUGUAUAUGUAAUUACAUUUUUUCAUUUGCAUUUCUCUCAUGAAACAUCACCUUUCAAAAUGGCAGAAUUGUAUCAAAACUGUAAAAGAGAUGGUUGUACAUCAAUGAGUAUAUAUUUGGUGAUAGAGUGAGUGAGGGUAUCCAAGUUCCUACUCUCUCUACUAUUGUUGCA
Quercus robur (English oak) is the source of this 2412-nucleotide messenger RNA. RefSeq names its product BTB/POZ domain-containing protein POB1-like. The transcript is spliced from 6 exons. The record is from RefSeq and is a predicted model, not a curated record. Gene Ontology annotation, molecular function: protein binding. Bases 594 to 1979 code for a protein of 461 amino acids. Gene Ontology annotation, cellular component: nucleus. Gene Ontology annotation, biological process: response to red light. NCBI's taxonomy places the organism in Eukaryota, Viridiplantae, Streptophyta, Magnoliopsida, Fagales, Fagaceae.